AUUUUUAAUUAAAUUUAAAUUAAGAUAAUUGUCACUUAUCUAUUGCUACCUAAAGUAAAGCAGUUAGUCGAUGGUGUAACUGAAGGAGUAUCAUUUGGCUUAAUUCAUAAAUGUGCCCGAGUGUCAUCAUCAAACAAGUGGACGUUAAUGUUGUGUUUAUGAGUCACGUCACAUAAUGGUGACAAUGAAGAUAAUGAAGUAAAAGAUCUGCUCUUAAAUAAGUACAAGUAUAACUACUGGUGCUGUAGUGCAAUCUGUGCUUUGUAUUCACUUGAAGUCGCUGCAUGUUAGCAUUAAACGUGGUCAAGUGCUGCGUGCGGGCGAUACAGAAGUGAAUUGAAGUGACCUGAGUAAGGGGCCUCCUGAACACUGAAGUGCUGUCGGAGGGGCGCCCUCUUCUUCAUCAUCUACGUCUUUAUCACGUCCACUCUGUUAGCAGACAAAGCUUUGUGUGCCAUCAGGAGGGCAGUGGCCACCGUAUCCUACAAGUAACACGUGGUGUGGUGGCACUGCGGUACAUCCGCUCCAUCUGUAGUCUAGGUCAUUACUAAAGACAUUCAUGCAGUAUUGACUGCCAGUACUACAGUAGGUGGAAUUGUGUCUGCCAUUUCAGAUUUCUUAUCUUUCUUCAUAAAACUGAUUUUUUAUUUGUAUCUUCACCUGUUAAUCUACAGCUGUCAUCAGAAUGUGUCUUGUUCUUUUAUAAAUGUUGGCUCUUUCCAUGUAAAGUUGCAGCCAUUAACCCUAAUGUCCUACUUUACGACUUUGUCAUUUGAGACAGACAUAUGUGAUCAUUUCCUCGUGACUCUGAUUCCUUGGGUUUUGAGAGCAGCAGCUCAGUGCUUGAAGUUUGCUCUUUGGUUGAAUUGUCGUGUAUCAGAUGCUUCAUAUCACCCCUCGCUCGACUAAUAUGUCAUUGAAAAGUAAUAAUGUCAGGCAAAGAGGAGAAAGAUGCUGACUAAACAGCAAUCUGGAUGCACUUCCACCACUGGAGAAGCUUAAGCUGAAGGAGUUUUUUCACAUGUAAUGUAUAGUUCUCUACUGUCUCAUAAAUAUUAAUAUAUUUUUCCAUGCUCAGGUUUCAGGUUCUAUGAAUGUCAAAUCCUGGAAAGCUGUCCUUUAGGAGCCUGCAGCUUUGGUUCUGAAGUCAGCAAUUAUCUUAUCGUGAAGGAACACAUGAACGGUACACAUGGCGCACAUUUGGAGAACACUCUCUUUUUUUGUCUUUUUAUUACCAGCAGUUCAUGUCCAAGCUAACGACUGCCCUCCUUUAACAGCCAUCAUUGGGGAAACGGUGCAGAUUCCCUGCUCUUUGAACACUGAAGUGUCCUUAAAGACAGAAGACAUUUCAGUUGAGUGGACAGCAAAUGAAAGUCUCAUGGUUUAUGCCUUUGUCAAAGGGAAGGAUAAACUGAUAAAUCAGGAACCCCAGUUCAAAGGCCGAACACAGCUCUUCACAUCUGAACUGUUACGUGGUAACUUCUCACUGAGGUUGUCAAACGUGUCAGUCCGUGAUGAUAAAGGGGAGUUUAAGUGCAUUUACAGCGGAGCUGGGGAUACAAACAGGACUGAUCUGUCUAAGCACUGCCUUCUAGUCACAGGCCAGAAUACAAGUAAUGAAGAAGUAGUCCUGGAGAUAGUGAUGUCAGUGCUGGGGACUGUGGUGCUUAUUGCACUGAUUAUAACAUUUGUGAAGAUUCAGAGAAACAAAAGGAACAAGGACACACAAGCUGUUGCAAGAGAAGACAAUGAUAUUCAAGUGCCACUGCAACAAAGCCCAGCAAUGUGUGUGUCAGAAACUCUUCUGGAACAGGCUAAAUCGUGUCACUCUGUGCUCAGACUGGAGUGUUUGAACUGAGGAUAUUAAAAGAGAAGCUGAUGUGCACACAGGAGAACCUGAAGCACUUUGGCGUGAGUUUGGACCAAUCUGAAGUCCCCCCAUGUAGCCAGAGGACGUUGCCUGGUCUACUCGUCUCCAUUCCAGACAGUUUCGUUUCCAUUCUGCAUGUUGUGUCUUUAGAAGUGCAUCUGAAAAAAAAUGUAAAAAAUAAGUUCAUGAACCGUCAACACCUUCACCUGCUUUAGCUGCAGAUGCAGUGCUGAACAAAAGAAUAGACUGCCAUCUCCAUUUCCACGAAAAUUGACAGCCUGUAAUGGAGUCUGGUGGAGUGCAGCAUUAGCAGAUCACUAACGUUCUACUGGAUAUUUCACACUGCCAAGAGAUGUUCGUCUUAAGAAUUCUCACAAAUAUUCAGCCAAAGACUAACAGUAAGCAAUGGAAGAUGGAAGGGCCAUCCAAUCUCAAGUGUGAAGUCCAACAAAAACUGUCUGAGAGACCAACACAAAUUACCUGCAGUCCUGGAAUGACGGCUUCGUCCCCUCAGUUGUGUCAUUUCUCUGCUGCCUCUUUUCCUGGCCUCAGCGAUGUCACUGUCGCUAAGCAACAGAGGAAGGAGGGGCUGGGGCGGAGCCUAAACAACAUCCCAACAGCAAGCACUCACUCAGAAAUUCAGAAACCAAAGAUACAAACGAGCAGAAUGGAAAUCCUGAGACAGACUGGGAAACGCCUGAGCGCGAUUUGGACAAAGGGUGAAAGUCUAUGAGUAACAAUAAUCAGGGAAGGGUGACGUCUUUAUUCUUGUGUUUGUGUUCAUAUUAUGUGGCUAUGGUGGGGCACUCAAGCAUUUAAACAAGCAUUUAAAUAAGCAUAUAAAUGUACUGAGCGGUUCUUUGAGUUUUAGAAAAUAGGAAGAUUUCUUCCAAGAAGAUUUAAUAAAAAAAAAUCAAUAUUCUCAAUAUUCUGACUUUAUAAGCUGACCUAGGAGCUCUCUAGAGGCCUCCUAGAGGUUUAAAGGCCGGGGUCUGUCAUAAGAGCUCCUCCUUACGUUCUCAGUUCUUGCCCAUGCAUGCCAGUCCUUCAGUGGCAUUCUUAAAUAUCAGACUCAGGGUCUCGUCUCUGGCUCAUUACUCCUGUCGCUGUGUGCGGACUCUUUACAUGUACUGAGGUCCUGUGUGUUGUGUGUGUGGCACCAGGAAGGCAGGGCCACCUGACACCACCAUUUGUGAGACCUCCCUCUGGCUAUCUAAGGCCCAGAGAACAGGACUUGAGGCGGAGGUGCGUUGCUGUUUCUGAAGUCUAUUGUGAAUUUUAUUAUUUUCAUUUGGAAUUUCUGGGGGGUUUUUUUUGCCUGCUUUCUGCUCCGGUCUUUGGAUAUUUCUGUUGGAUUGUGUAUGAGGACUUGGUUACCAAGGGUUUUGAACCCCUUAUGUCAUUUUUUUCUUUCUUUGUGAAUAAAUAUACUCAUUUAUAGAGA
Molecule: messenger RNA, 3314 nt
Organism: Erpetoichthys calabaricus (reedfish)
Lineage: Eukaryota; Metazoa; Chordata; Cladistia; Polypteriformes; Polypteridae
Product: butyrophilin-like protein 8
Exons: 6
Coding region: 1190-1858 (222 amino acids)
Biological process (GO): immune response; negative regulation of T cell proliferation; cell surface receptor signaling pathway
Cellular component (GO): external side of plasma membrane
Source: RefSeq, a predicted model, not a curated record